UAUGACGUUUUAUUGCGUCGACCAAUCAGUCUGCAACAAAAAGAUGGGCGUGCCUGCUCUACAUAAGGUGCUAACCAUCUCACUAUCCUCCUCUUCCCUAGCUGCUCUGAGACUGAUUGUGCUGCUUGCAAAUACCUACACUUGUUACUGAAACUACUACACUGAUAAGAUGGCUGUGGAUCCUGCAUUCAAGGGAGCUGGCAAACAGAUUGGCCUGGAGAUAUGGAGAAUUGAGAAAAUGACGGUGGUUCCACUGGAGAGAAAGUUCUAUGGCAAGUUCCAUGUUGGAGACUCCUACAUCUGUCUAGAUACCAAGAGAAAGUCAUUUGGUUGGGAGUGGAACAUUCACUUCUGGUUAGGUGCAGAGACUACUAAGGAUGAGGCUGGAGUGGCUGCCUUCAAGACUGUGGAGUUGGAUGACCAUCUUGGAGGGUCUCCUGUGCAACACAGGGAGGUACAGGAACAUGAGAGUGCUCAGUUCCUCACCUACUUCCCUAGUGGCAUUGAGUACCUUCCUGGCGGAGUUGAGACUGGGUUCAAAAAGGUUGAGAAGGACAAAUACGAGCCACGCCUUCUCCAGGUCAAAGGUCGCCGCAAUAUUCGUACUAUGCAAGUACGCCUUGCCUGGGAUGCAAUGAACUGUGGUGAUGUGUUUAUCCUGGACCUGGGUCUCACUAUCUACGUGUGGAAUGGACGUGAAGCUAGUCGAGUCGAGAAAAUCAAAGCUCUUGAUGUAGCCAGGAGGAUCAAGGAUGAAGAGAGAGGGGCUAGGGCCGCCAUCACUGUCAUGGACCAAGAUUCUAUGGACUCUGAGUUCAUCAAGACCAUGAAUGCUAUUGGAGAGGGAGUACCCAAGGACAUCAAGAAGGCAACUGAUGACGUCACCUUUGAGAGAAAGAGCAAGGACAAGCUCAAGCUCUACAAGGUAUCUGACUCCACUGGUAAGCUCGUGGUCACUGACGUUGGCAAGAACCCACUCAAGCGAGAAAUGCUAGACACCAACGAUGCUUUCAUUGUUGAUACUGGAGCCAACGCCAUCUUUGUGUGGUUGGGAAAACUGGCCACCAAACAAGAGAGAGCUGCAGCGUUCAGUAAUGCACGAGACUUCAUCCAAACCAAGGGCUACCAACAAUGGUGCAAUGUGACCACCGUCAAGGAGGGCUGUGAGACACCGCUCUUCAAGCAGAACUUCUCCAACUGGCUCAACAUGGACGAGACCACCACCCUAGUCAAGGCUAAGCGAACACUAGGACCAAUUCCCCCCAAGUUUGACGUGGGUAAGAUGCACCAGAAGGGAAGUCGUGAGUCACAGACGUUGGUGGAUGAUGGGACUGGCACUGUGGAGAUAUGGAGGAUUGAGGACUUCGAGAUGGUACCUCUUGAGAAGGCGCUGUAUGGACAGUUCUUUGGAGGAGACUCUUAUGUCAUUCUGUACACUUACCUGGCCAACAACAAGGAGCAGUACAUCAUCUACUUUUGGCAGGGACAGGAGUCCUCUCAAGAUGAGAAGGCUGCUGCUGCUCUCCACGCUGUCAGUCUGGAUGACAAGUAUGGCGGUGCCCCUGUUCAAGUGAGGGUGGUCCAGAACAAGGAACCGGAUCAUUUCCUCCUCGUGUUCAAGAAGCGUCUUAUCAUCCACUCCGGAGGAAAGGCCAGUGCCUUCAAGAACAGAGCUGCCAAGGACUCCUAUGAUGUUGAUGGAACACGUCUGUUCCACGUCAGAGGCACUAAUGAGCUGGACACACGUGCUGUUCAAGUGGACGAGAAAGCUUGCAAUCUCAACUCCAACGAUUGUUUUGUUCUUGAGACUCCAAAAUGUACCUACGUCUGGUAUGGCAAGGGCUGCAGUGGUGAUGAGCGUCAGCUAGCAGACAGCAUGGUCUCAGUCAUAUCACCAGGACGAGAGCCUAACAAGAUCACUGAGGGGGAAGAGACAGAACACUUCUGGAGCUCCCUGGGGGGUAGUGCAGAGUACGCCACUGGCAAGUGGUUGGCUGAGGUGGUCCCUACAUACCCCCCACGUCUGUUCCAAUGCUCCAAUGCUUCAGGACGCUUCACAGUCGAGGAGAUCUUUGACUUUGCUCAAGAGGAUCUUGUUGAGGAAGAUGUGAUGAUCUUGGACACAUUCUCUGAGGUGUACGUGUGGGUGGGGCGUGGCUCUAACCAAGUCGAGAAGAAAGAGGCUCUCAAGUCAGCCAAGGAGUACAUCACCACAGACCCCUCCGGCCGUGACAUCGACUCCACCAGUCUAGUACAAGUGAAGCAAGGCUUUGAGCCCCCCACCUUCCGUUGUCAUUACCUUGGCUGGAACCCAAGUCUCUGGGAGAAGGAUGAUUCUUAUGAGAGCUAUCGCAAACAAGUAACAGCAGGUGUGACUAGUGUAGCAUCAGAGCUGAGCAAGUACGACCUCAACAAGAAGUACCCGUAUGAUCAGCUCAAGGCUGGCAACCCUGAGGGCGUUGACCCAUCCAACAAAGAGGUACAUCUCACUGAGGAAGAAUUCAAGGAGGUGUUCAAGAUCACCACACAAGAGUUUAGGGUCAUGCCAAAGUGGAAGCAAAACGACCUCAAGAGGAAAGUGGGACUCUACUAACUCAACAAGGACAUUCUUAGAGACUACUAUUAGAUUUCCCUAGAACACUAAUUUUGUAUGAGUUGUAUUUGUGUGCAGUAGAGUAAAAACAAAAAUGUUUAUGUUACAAUUUGAA
Halichondria panicea is the source of this 2708-nucleotide messenger RNA. RefSeq names its product advillin-like. The record is from RefSeq and is a predicted model, not a curated record. Gene Ontology annotation, cellular component: cytoplasm; actin cytoskeleton. Gene Ontology annotation, molecular function: actin filament binding; phosphatidylinositol-4,5-bisphosphate binding. The transcript is spliced from 15 exons. Bases 170 to 2593 code for a protein of 807 amino acids. Lineage: Eukaryota; Metazoa; Porifera; Demospongiae; Suberitida; Halichondriidae. Gene Ontology annotation, biological process: actin polymerization or depolymerization; cytoskeleton organization; barbed-end actin filament capping.